Messenger RNA from Elephantulus edwardii (Cape elephant shrew), 3186 nucleotides. RefSeq names its product protein tyrosine kinase 2 (gene PTK2). Gene Ontology annotation, cellular component: focal adhesion; cytoskeleton. Gene Ontology annotation, molecular function: ATP binding; protein tyrosine kinase activity. The transcript has 30 exons. Bases 28 to 3186 code for a protein of 1052 amino acids. The record is from RefSeq and is a predicted model, not a curated record. Lineage: Eukaryota; Metazoa; Chordata; Mammalia; Macroscelidea; Macroscelididae. Gene Ontology annotation, biological process: protein phosphorylation; signal complex assembly.
GACAGAUACCUAGCAUCUAGCAAAAUAAUGGCAGCUGCUUAUCUUGACCCAAACUUGAACCACACACCAAAUUCAAGUACUAAGACUCAGCUGGGGACUGGUCUGGAACGUUCUCCGGGGGCCAUGGAGCGAGUGUUGAAGGUCUUUCAUUAUUUUGAGAGCAGUAGUGAGCCAACCACGUGGGCCAGUAUUAUUCGACACGGCGAUGCCACCGACGUCAGGGGCAUCAUCCAGAAGAUCGUGGACAGUCACAAAGUCAAGCACGUGGCCUGCUACGGCUUCCGCCUCAGCCACCUGCACUCGGAGGAGGUGCACUGGCUGCACCUGGACAUGGGGGUGUCCAACGUGAGGGAGAAGUAUGAGCUCGCACACCCCCCCGAGGAGUGGAAAUAUGAAUUGAGAAUUCGUUAUUUGCCAAAAGGAUUUCUGAACCAGUUUACAGAAGAUAAGCCAACUCUGAAUUUCUUCUAUCAACAGGUUAAGAGUGACUAUAUGUUAGAGAUUGCAGAUCAAGUUGACCAGGACAUUGCUUUGAAGCUGGGAUGUCUAGAGAUACGGCGGUCCUACUGGGAGAUGCGAGGCAACGCCCUGGAGAAGAAGUCCAACUACGAAGUGUUAGAAAAAGAUGUUGGUUUAAAGCGCUUUUUCCCUAAAAGUUUACUGGAUUCUGUGAAGGCCAAAACCCUAAGAAAACUGAUCCAGCAGACGUUCCGACAGUUUGCCAAUCUUAAUAGAGAAGAAAGUAUUCUGAAGUUCUUUGAAAUUCUCUCCCCGGUGUACAGAUUUGAUAAAGAAUGCUUCAAGUGUGCCCUGGGGUCAAGCUGGAUCAUUUCUGUGGAGCUGGCCAUCGGCCCGGAAGAAGGCAUCAGUUACCUGACCGACAAGGGCUGCAACCCUACGCAUCUGGCUGACUUUCACCAAGUGCAGACCAUCCAGUACUCGCACAGUGAGGACAGAGACCGGAAGGGCAUGCUGCAGCUGAAGAUUGCGGGUGCCCCCGAGCCUCUGACAGUGACGGCCCCGUCCCUAACCAUUGCAGAGAACAUGGCUGACCUGAUCGACGGCUACUGCCGGCUGGUGAACGGGGCCACGCAGUCCUUCAUCAUCAGACCCCAGAAAGAAGGUGAACGGGCUUUACCAUCGAUACCAAAGCUCGCCAACAGUGAGAAGCAGGGCGUCCGGACCCACGCGGUCUCUGUGUCAGAGACAGACGACUAUGCUGAGAUCAUAGACGAGGAGGACACGUACACCAUGCCAUCUACCAGGGAUUAUGAGAUUCAAAGAGAAAGAAUAGAGCUUGGACGCUGUAUUGGAGAAGGCCAGUUUGGAGACGUGCAUCAGGGAGUGUACCUGAGCCCAGAGAAUCCAGCUUUGGCGGUUGCAAUUAAGACAUGUAAAAACUGCACUUCGGACAGUGUGCGAGAGAAAUUCCUUCAAGAAGCCUUGACGAUGCGGCAGUUUGACCACCCGCACAUCGUGAAGCUGAUUGGCGUCAUCACGGAGAACCCUGUGUGGAUCAUCAUGGAGCUGUGCACGCUGGGAGAGCUGAGGUCGUUUUUGCAAGUCAGGAAGUACAAUUUGGACCUGGCCUCUCUGAUCCUGUACGCGUACCAACUCAGCACUGCUCUUGCGUAUCUGGAGAGCAAAAGAUUCGUCCACAGGGAUAUUGCUGCUCGGAAUGUUCUAGUCUCCUCUACGGACUGUGUAAAAUUGGGAGACUUUGGAUUGUCCCGAUACAUGGAAGACAGUACUUACUACAAAGCUUCCAAAGGAAAAUUGCCUAUUAAGUGGAUGGCUCCAGAGUCCAUUAAUUUUCGACGUUUUACCUCAGCUAGUGAUGUUUGGAUGUUUGGUGUGUGUAUGUGGGAGAUUUUGAUGCAUGGUGUGAAGCCUUUUCAAGGAGUGAAGAACAAUGAUGUGAUCGGUCGGAUUGAAAAUGGGGAGAGAUUGCCAAUGCCUCCAAAUUGUCCUCCUACCCUCUACAGCCUUAUGACGAAGUGCUGGGCCUACGACCCCAGCAGGCGGCCCAGGUUCACUGAACUCAAAGCUCAGCUCAGCGCCAUCCUGGAGGAAGAGAAGGCUCAGCAGGAAGAACGCGUGAGAAUGGAGUCCAGAAGACAAGUCACCGUGUCCUGGGACUCCGGAGGGUCCGAUGAAGCCCCUCCCAAGCCCAGCAGACCUGGUUACCCCAGCCCGCGGUCCAGCGAAGGCUUUUACCCCAGCCCACAGCAUGUGGCUCCGACCAACCACUACCAGGUCUCCAGCUACCCCGGCUCCCACAGCAUCCCAGCCAUGGCAGGCAGCAUCUACCCAGGCCAGGCCUCUCUGCUGGAUCAGACGGACUCAUGGAAUCACAGACCUCAGGAGAUACCAAUGUGGCAGCCCAGCAUGGAGGACUGUGCAACCCUAGACAUGCGUGGCCUCGGGCAGGUGUUGCCAGCACACCUGAUGGAAGAGCGGCUGAUCCGGCAGCAGCAGGAAAUGGAGGAGGACCAGCGCUGGCUGGAGAAGGAGGAGAGAUUCCUGAAGCCGGACGUGAGGCUGUCCCGCGGCAGCAUCGACAGGGAGGACGGCGGACUCCAGGGCCAGGCUGGAAACCAGCACAUCUAUCAGCCCGUGGGCAAGCCCGACUCCACAGCUCCACCAAAGAAGCCUCCACGCCCUGGAGCUCCUGGCCACCUGGGCAGCCUCGCCAGCCUCAGCAACCCUGCGGACAGCUACAACGAGGGCGUCAAGCUCCAGCCUCAGGAGAUCAGCCCCCCACCCACAGCGAACCUGGACCGCUCCAACGACAGAGUGUACGAGAACGUCACCGGCCUGGUGAAGGCGGUCAUUGAAAUGUCCAGUAAGAUCCAGCCGGCCCCGCCUGAGGAGUACGUGCCCAUGGUGAAGGAAGUCGGCUUGGCAUUGAGGACGUUACUGGCGACCGUGGACGAGACCAUUCCUGUCCUACCGGCCAGCACGCACCGAGAGAUCGAGAUGGCCCAGAAGCUGCUUAACUCCGACCUGGGGGGUCUCAUCAACAAGAUGAAGCUGGCACAGCAGUACGUCAUGACCAGCCUGCAGCAGGAGUACAAGAAGCAGAUGCUGACAGCCGCACACGCACUGGCCGUGGACGCCAAAAACCUGCUGGACGUCAUCGACCAGGCCAGACUGAAGAUGCUGGCUCAGACAAGGCCGCACUGA